AAAACAUUGAAGAAGCUUGUAUAACUAUCAUUGCAAUUAUUUAACAAAAAUGAAAGUGAACUAUGUGUUACUUUUCUAUACUAUUUUAAAUGUUUUGGCAAAUAAUGAUGGACCUUUCUAUCGAAUGGAGCUUGAAACUACAAACGUACUCAUUGGCAUACAUAUUAAAGCCAAGACCAUGUGGAACAUGAUAAAUUUUGUUGUUGGACAAGAUAACAUCUCAAUGAAGCAAUUGACUUUUAUGUUUGCAUUACCUGAACAAGAUUAUGAUCCAGACUCAACUACGCAGAUCGAAUCCGAGAUUAAACUGCAAAGAUGGUUACGCGAAGCUUCAGGCCUUGAGGCCGGUCAGAUUGCAGCUGAUGUUAGAUGUCAAACAAGUGUGAAUGAUCUUGGAGAAGCCAGAAGACUUAUGUUAAAAUCAGAUUUAAGAGAUUUACUAAUCCAUAUUCUAAAAAACCCGAGUACCCACAAUAUGCAUUUUGAACACACAUGUCGACUCAUAGGAUUGUUCUUGAGUAUGAAAAUUACAGCACCAAGUGCUUACACAACAAGUGCUGAUGUUUCACUACCGCCCGACUACACUUGUGUCAUACGUCAUGAAAGUGAUAUCUUGCAGUCAUUCAAACUAUUUCCCCGUUUUAUACGUUUUGUCAAUAACGAAAACCAUCGUACUGUAGGGGGGAGCAUAUUGGCAUUUAUACAACAUUAUUAGUAUAUUAGCACACUAAUUACAAUAAUUUGUAUUGGCUUAAUAUACAGGCCAUUUAGGUCCUUUUUCGAGACCACUACUCCUCUCCAUCCAUCCCAUCUGUCGACAUUGCUUCACCAUUAUUUAAUAUUAGUAAUUUUAAUUCCUUACUUUUUUCUUAAUACAGAAGGUGAAAAAUCCUUAGUUAUGGCUCUCCAUUACAAAUAUUUUAAUUAGUCCAUAAAAUAAUGUUAUUUCUAGAUAGGUAAAUAAGCAUUUCUCUACUAAAUAAUUUGAAAUAAUACUUCUUAAAAAA
Molecule: messenger RNA, 1007 nt
Organism: Adelges cooleyi (spruce gall adelgid)
Lineage: Eukaryota; Metazoa; Arthropoda; Insecta; Hemiptera; Adelgidae
Exons: 11
Coding region: 50-715 (221 amino acids)
Source: RefSeq, a predicted model, not a curated record